AUGGACUUCCAGACCCUGGUUAAGAUCCUCCGGGCAGGCCGGGUUCCCGACUUCCAUCCUGAUGCCGACUCCUUUGCGUACGCAGACGCACUGGACGCUCAGGACGGGCUCAGCCAUCUCCGGGAACAGUUUAUUAUCCCGACCAGGGCGUCGCUCAAGAAGAGGGCGCUGGAUGGUACUGUUCCAGACGGGAACGACGACAAUGAUCCGUCUGUCUACCUGAUCGGUAACUCGCUCGGCGCACAGCCACGAGCGGUACAGGCGCACGUCGACGCACAGCUCGAGACGUGGGCGUCGCUCGGGGUGAAUGGUCACUUUACGGCUCUGGAAAACUCACCCCUGGGGGCGAGCUGGCAAGACCUGGCCGAGGAGUGCGGGCGCAAGUUUGUGCCCAUCGUGGGCGCGGCCUCGGCGAGCGAGGUCGUCGUCAUGAACACGCUGACGACGAACCUGCACCUCAUGAUGGCGAGCUUCUACCGGCCCACCGAGAAGCGGCACAAGAUCCUGCUCGAGUGGCGGCCCUUUCCCAGCGACUGGUACGCCGUCCAGUCGCAGAUCGCCUGGCACGGGCUCGACCCGGCCACGUCUAUGGUGGAGAUCCAGCCCGACGCGGACCAGUACUUGGCGACAGCGGCCGUCCUCGCGGCCAUCGACGAGCACGCCGACUCGGCGGCGCUGCUGCUGCUUCCGGGGAUCCAGUACUACACGGGCCAGCUGCUCGACAUGGCGCGCAUCACGGCGCACGCCAAGGCGCGCGGCGUGCCCGUGGUGGGCUGGGACCUGGCGCACGCGGCCGGCAACGUCGAGCUGCGGCUGCAUGAGUGGGGCGUCGACUUCGCUGUGUGGUGCACGUACAAGUACCUCAACGCCGGGCCGGGCGCCAUCGCCGGCGCGUUCGUGCACGAGCGGCACCACGGCCGCGACGGGCCGCAGGAGGAAGACGGAGAGGCGAAAGGCGGCAGCAGCGUCUGGGGCGCGGGCCAGUUCCGGCACCGGCUGGCGGGCUGGUACGGCGCGGACAAGAGCGUGCGCUUCGACAUGGCCAAGACGUUUGUGCCGACGCCUGGCGCGCCCGGCUACCAGCUGUCGAACCCGUCGGCCAUCGACCUCGCGGCGCUGUCGGCGGCGCUGUCCGUGUUUGGCCAGACCAGCAUGGCGGCGCUGCGCGACAAGGCGCUGCUGCUGACGGCGUACGCGGAGCAUCUGUUGGGGACGUCGCUGCCGUCGUCUGCUGGCAAUGGUCACGUUGCGGGACAGCCCGCGUUUCGCAUCAUCACGCCGGCAAACCCGGCCGAGCGCGGGUCGCAGCUGAGCCUGCUGCUACUGCGGCCAGGCUUGCUGGACCGCGUGAGCCGCUAUCUCGUGCAAAAUGGCGUCGUGUUCGAUGCGCGGAAGCCCGACGUGAUCCGCGUCGCGCCGGUUCCCAUGUACUGCUCUUUUGUGGAUGUUUGGCGGUUUGCCGAUGUGUUUCGGCGCGCGAUUGCGGUGUCGAGCGCCUGA
This is a messenger RNA of Lasiosphaeria miniovina, 1500 nucleotides long. Its product is annotated as pyridoxal phosphate-dependent transferase. Gene Ontology annotation, cellular component: cytoplasm. The record is from RefSeq and is a predicted model, not a curated record. The coding region runs from base 1 to 1500 and encodes 499 amino acids. Gene Ontology annotation, molecular function: kynureninase activity; pyridoxal phosphate binding. Gene Ontology annotation, biological process: NAD+ biosynthetic process. The transcript is spliced from 3 exons. NCBI's taxonomy places the organism in Eukaryota, Fungi, Ascomycota, Sordariomycetes, Sordariales, Lasiosphaeriaceae.